AGCGCUUGAUGCUCUCAUCAUCGAUUUGAAAUCCUGGUUGAAGACGCCGCCGCGGCGGCCUAUUUAUCUCAAUCUGAUGACUUUAAGAUUGCCAUCGGCAUCCCACGCUCCUUUCGUCCUCGAUGAUUAUCAUAUUCUAUUUUGCCUCCAGAAGCAGCAGGCUUGCCAAUAAUUUGGAAUCAUUCACGCCCUUGAAGAGCUUUUUUCCUACGAAUAGGGCAUUGAAGUGUUGUCCACAGUGUUUACAGAGUUACGAGCGAGAACAGAGGUUGAUUCAGUGUCUUCUCCAGAGGUUGUUAAAUCAGAGGUAGCUCAGCAGAAACAGUUGCCACAGUGGCUGUUGAAAGCUAAACCAAUUGAUCGUUUACCGCAGGAGAUAUCUAUGCUCUGCCAUUAGCCAUUAGAGAUGUCACUAGAAAAUUUUACCGGAAUUCCGUCGUUUACUGUUAUUAAAUAUUGUUCGCUUUAGCAAAACUCUAAUAUACAUAUGAGCAUUGGUUUGGUUUGGUUUAAUCUAAUUUAAAUGUUUGGUUGGCGAAAAAAAAGAAAAUUUACUUUCUACUAUUUUUUUUUUUUGGUAAGAAUAAUUUACUUUCUACUAGAAUACUAUUGAUUGAAAGAUUUCGCUUGACCUAGCUGUUAAAAUUUUUUGUUUUCGCCUCUUAUAUAUAUAGUAUAUUAUUAUAACUAGCUGGAGGAAACUCUAGAAAAAAAAGAAACCGAGGUAAGCUAGAUGGGGACGGAAUUCAAGACGAGAUUCAGUUGGGAGAUAGACAACUUCUCCGACAUAAAGAAGUCGAUACGGUCGGGGCCCUACUUAAGCGGCAGCGGGUGCCAAUGGUUUCUUGAACUCUAUCCCAAGGGAUACUGUGUUUCUGAUCACGUGUCCCUGCGUCUGAGCGCAUAUAAUCCUAAAUCAUUGAGACUUGGAUGGAAAAGGAGAGUUAAUUUUUUAUACGUUUUUUUGAAUCAAUCUGGCGAAGAGCUCUACAGAUCCAAUGUCGAGAGCUGCAGAGACUUAUUCUUCUGCGCUGAGGUCACAGGCCGAAUAUUCUCUAGGACGUCGCCUCUUAACAAGCUUCAAGAAGAAGGGUUUCUCAAGGAGAACAAACUAACCAUUAAGUUCAACAUUGAAGUUACUCAAGUUGUUCAUCAAGGAAAAUCAACUGAGAAUGAUAUAUUCGAAUUCUAUGGUGUCCAGAUCCUUGCUUCUCAAGGUCUUUCAAUGGCCAAGGUUUGCGGGAAUCACCCAUGCUUCGAAGAUUUCAACCCAAAGACCAAAGAGAUGAGGGCUGUGUACUUCACUAUCUUCUUCUGCCUCAUCGAGACACUGAGGAAAUCUCCACAGAGCUUGUCUGUGACUGAACUAAGAAAUGCUCAAAACCAAUUCACUGAGCUGACCAAGGCAGGCUUCAAGCUAGACUUUUUGAAGUCAAAACUCAAGGAGGCUUCCUCUGCUUGUCAGGUCCAAAACCUCCCCGAGGAAUGGGUCAAGAAUGUGAAAGUGACUGUGUCAGAUCUCCAAGCAAAACUGGGCAAGGUCCGCAAGGAGAAGAUCAGACGUGCGGCUGCUUCUAGUGUUCUCUCCUUUGGGUUCAUGAGAAUUAUUAUAAAGAAAUUCUUUCUCUCUUGCUUCUCAGUCUGAAAUCACUAACUAUAUGUUUGUUUUAUGGGAUGAAUUUUUUGCCUUAUGGGACGAAUCUUUUGCGUGGACUCUCUCUUUUGUCUUAUGAUCAUCGCAUCAAAACAUUAGUGAGGA
Camelina sativa (false flax) is the source of this 1759-nucleotide messenger RNA. Its product is annotated as MATH domain and coiled-coil domain-containing protein At2g42465. Gene Ontology annotation, molecular function: protein binding. The record is from RefSeq and is a predicted model, not a curated record. NCBI's taxonomy places the organism in Eukaryota, Viridiplantae, Streptophyta, Magnoliopsida, Brassicales, Brassicaceae.